AUGCAUAAUAGUUUAUAUCAAUUUUGUAUAAGUAGAACCGUAAGUACAGAUUUAGGCCAAAAAUUUACAAUUUUAAGGGUAAAUUCUAAGCUUGUUGAUGCAAAAAACCUUAAUAAGUAUUUUAAGAAAAUACUUAAAAAAUCCGUUAAAAGGGAAGAGUUUAGGUACUUACUGAACUACACAGUGAGUAAUAUGCCUCAAGCUCUAGAUGAUCUUAACUUGUUGACUAUACUAAUAAUAAUGUCAAAACUGGAUAUAAGGGACCAGUUACUGUUUAAUUCCAUUCUUCCUUUUCUUUAUAAAAUUAAUGAUUUCAAUAAAAUUAUAGAGUGUUUGUUGUACAGUAGUAUGUUAUUUAAGGACGAUGAUAACUUAAAAUUGUUUGCCACCAAGUUAAUAUUUGACCUACCGUCACACCUUGAUUCUAUUAAUUAUAAUAAUAUUUCAAAGCUCUGCGAGUCGCUUUGUUUUCUAAAUUUAUAUUCUGAAGAAUUUGCUAGCCUGAUUUCGACUCUGGUUGAUAAAAAGACUUUGGCGCGUGGAGAGAUUGAGAUGUUGAAUUUCAGUUCAAUUUUAAAUUACCUUUCAAGAGUUAGAUCUGGAGAUGAAGCUGUCUGGAGUAUGUAUGCAAACUAUUCUUUAAAUAACCUUUUAACCACCAACUAUAAGCCAGUAAUCAAAUUACUACAAUCAUUCGUAAAUCGAAAUAUACAUCACAAAGUUUUAUUCAGAAAUUGUGGUGACUUUUUAGUUAAAUUUAUAGAUCAUAUGCACCCAAAGGAUGUGUCAAACCUCUCAUACUUAUACUUUAAAGUCAAUCACCCACACUAUGUUUUAUUUAAUGAAAUAUUUAAAGUUGGUGAGAUGAUCACUACUAACUUGGAUGGAAUUUCAUCACUAAGACUCUUAUCUGGAUAUUAUCUAUACCAUUCUUCACUCCCAAAUUUGUUAUCUCACACAAUUUCUGGACCUGGACUCCUUCAAAAUCAGACUCCAUUACACCAUUACAGAACUGUUUAUCUAAUUUACAAUAACAUUUCCAGGGAUUUAAACUCUUUUCAUUUUGAGGAUUUUUUACUUCUUUUCAAGACUCUUGAGCUCUUUAAAUUUAUAAACACAAAGAACUUACAGGUUUUUUCCGUACUAGCUAAUUUAACCUUCUUGAGCUUUCCUGCAAAUGUUGAUAAAUCUCUUCUAAGCAAUCUUGACCUUGUUAGGCUUCGAUACAAAGAGAAGAAACUUAUCAAUACUAAUCAGCAGUCUUUUAUUAGGCUAUUAAUUUCUUGA
This is a messenger RNA of Theileria annulata, 1287 nucleotides long. RefSeq lists its product as uncharacterized. Bases 1 to 1287 code for a protein of 428 amino acids. The transcript has 7 exons. The record is from RefSeq and is a predicted model, not a curated record. Lineage: Eukaryota; Apicomplexa; Aconoidasida; Piroplasmida; Theileriidae.